UUGAGCUCAAUAGAAACAUGUAUAAUUUUGAUGUUUUCAUUUAUGCUAGCGUUUUGUUUGUGAGGUAAAACAAAACAAGCUGAAUUUAUUCAAAAACUGCCCUGAUUUAACUACUGUUUUAUAUUUCUACAGUUCUUCUUUCAAUCUCUCAUUUUACGUUACGAAAAAGUUCGGGUCUUGAGCAUCAAAUUUUGUAAUUUGAAAGCUUCAAUUUCCAACUAGAAAUAUAUAGCCAGGAGACAGUAUGAGCAACCCUUGCUGUAUUUGUUUGGAGACUCAUGAGAGCCCAAAAGCUUUACUUUGUGGUCACUCGUAUUGCUCAGGCCCAAAAAAUUGUCUGCGUAAAGUUCUAACCAGUGACCCUAGAUGCUGUUCAAUAUGUCGAGAACCGAUUGCUGACAUCUUCAUAAGCGAAAACGACUUGUCGGUCAAUCACGAUUCGAAAGCCGCAAUUGAGGCAUCACAACAGAGCACAUCAUGUGCAGACAACCAAGCUGGACAGGAUGUUUGCAGUGUUCACAAAAAAGCGAAGAAAGUCUACUGCAACAACUGCUCGAUCUCUAUUUGCGAAGAUUGUUGGAACCAAAGCCAUCUAGAGCACUUCGUUGUUCCGAUCAACUCGUUACUCAAAGACUCAACUACAGCAUCAAACGAAUCGUGGAAGCAAGUUGAACAGUAUCAAAAUAAUUACAAGCGAUUGGUGACAAACUCUGUUGAUCUAAACGAGGAAAUUGUCUCUACUAUGGAAAUAAUCGAAAAGUUAACGGAACUGAAAAACAAAAUGCAAAACGCACAGAAUGUUCAAAAUUUCCAUACAUUCGAGAAGAAGUCUUUAGAGGAACUGAAUGAACAGAAAAAAGUGGUGGAUCAUAUCAAAUCAGGCAUUUCAGAAAUGUCCAACUCGUGCACUGCAGUUGAAAACAGUCUGAACAAAGCGAUUGACACUUUCAGUCAAAGCAAAAUUACGGGAAGUUCUCAGUUCACAAGAGCCUUGACCGGAAAAGCAACAGCGAUCGGUGUUGAAACUUGGCAGCUGAGAGAUAUUCGUAAAGGCAGUGCAACCACUUUCAAGUUUAGCAUACAGCAAUCUAAGUUUUCUUCGCAAACUCAAGAAGUAUUUGCGCUUGACGACGCUAGCGACGGAAUUUUGGUUCUCAAAGUUCAAGGAGAAUCUAUUGCAAUGGACCGUCGUAUGCGACUGUCAUUUCGAGGUGCUCGAGCGCUAGCUUUGAGCGGAGGAGGCACUCUGUAUGUCCAUUCUCAAGAAAAUAAAAGUAAAAGUGUGAGUGCGGUUGAUAAAGAAAAUGGAAGCGUAGUGAGGAUUUUGAAUACUUCGAAAGCAGACAAGGAUAAUAAUUGGUUCUUUCACGCUCAUGAAAAUGUGUUACUGGUGGUAGAAUGGAGACAGGAUCUAUACAAAUCUGUGCAUGUGUAUGAAAAUGAAGUUCAAAAAAGAUCACUUCAACUUGAAAUUUGUUUAAGUUUCAGGAACAGAUCAGUUUUAAGCGGAAGAGACUAUUUAUUACUGCAAUUAGACAAAGUCAGACUGGCAAUACUCGAUACAACCAGUCUGGAUCUAAAGUGAUUUUCAAAUCAAUCCAGUUGGAUCAAAUGACACAUAUCUUCUCGUUAGUGUGGGUAGCCAGAGGAGAUGAGCAGAGUGGGGAAGGAUAUCUAUUCGUAUCAGGCCCGAGAGAAGAUGCAUUCACGUCUCAUGUGUAUGAGUUGAAUGUGAAGAGUGUUGAGGAUGGUGCUCUACUGAAACCACUGCAGAUCCCAUUCAUGGACAAUUAUGGCUCUAGAAACAUUUACUUCGGAUGCGCAAUGGGAUCAGAUGCCAUUCUUUGUACAGAUUUAUGCGGCAAAAAUGAGUCCGAUUAUGCUGAUUUUCCAGUGAGUAUUUUAAAACUGGAGAAAACCAUCAAUCAAUGAAAUCAGACCGAAAAAAAACAAAUAUUCAAGGGUAUCAAAUCUAUUGUUCAGACCAUUGAAAAAGGUGAGGAACUUUGUAUUUGGAUGUGUUUGAGUUUUUUCUUGUUUUCCACAAAAAAAUCAGGUACUACAAAAAUCAACGGGCUGGGUUGGAUGAUAUAUCAUAUUAAGGACCUUUCAAUCGUAAUUCGAACAAAAAUUUUUAUAGUGUCGAGAAACUUUUGAUUUUUGCAUAGUGCUAAGGCGUUCACUUUGGAAUCGUCAGAUCGUGUUUUCGAUACCAUGCCAUGGCAAUCAUAGUGUGGGAAGACGAGAUCUCACUUGACCUCUAGCUUCAGGGCUACCACAGCCUGACCAAUUACGGUUGAAAUAGUGGUACCACGUGAAAGUUCUGAAUGCAAAAAAACGGCCUUGCUUCGCAAAAAAGAGGUUCUCUCCACAAAAUUACACAGUCUGGAAUGUGGGAGAUCAUACAAAUGAACUAUUGUCGGCAUGCCUGUUAAGGCCUUCUGAUAGCUCCUCUGCGAUUGGCAUAAACCCCAUCAUUAUUAUAAUAUCCAACGGGUGAGCAGGCUUUUAUUAGCUUAUUUAUGCGUAAACUCAGCCUUUAUGUAGUUUUCAGCGUCUUAUUGGAAAUUUUA
This is a messenger RNA of Symsagittifera roscoffensis, 2573 nucleotides long. RefSeq names its product tripartite motif-containing protein 2-like. The transcript has 3 exons. Gene Ontology annotation, molecular function: zinc ion binding. Bases 245 to 1585 code for a protein of 446 amino acids. Lineage: Eukaryota; Metazoa; Xenacoelomorpha; Acoela; Convolutidae. The record is from RefSeq and is a predicted model, not a curated record.